AGCAGGGCAGGCUGGCCGGAAGCAGACCCGAGCGCAGCCGGAAGGAGCCGAGUUCGCCCGAAGGGGCCUGAGCGCGGCUGGACGUUGGGGAUUCGCCCAGCCGGAGCCAUGGCUGCCGAGGGGACAGCUGUGGCCGGAGGCGGGGCUGUUGGCGACCGGCUGGCCAAGGACAGCUUGCCGCAGUCUCAGUGCCCGGACGCGGCCCGGAACCGGCGGCGCGGCUCGUCGCUGUCGCGUGACGCCGAGCGCCGAGCCUACCAGUGCUGCCGGGAGUACUUGGGCGGGGCCUGGCGCCGAGUGCGGCCGGAGGAGCUGAGGGUUGACCCUGUGAGCGGAGGCCUCAGUAACCUGCUCUUCCGCUGCUCGCUGCCGGACCAGCUGCCCAGCGUGGGCAGGGAGCCCCGGGAGGUGCUGCUGCGGCUGUACGGGGCCAUCCUGCAGGGCGUGGAUUCCUUGGUCCUCGAAAGUGUGAUGUUCGCCAUCCUGGCAGAGCGGUCGCUCGGGCCCCAGCUCUAUGGAGUCUUUCCAGAGGGCCGGCUGGAACAGUACAUCCCAAGCCGGCCACUGAAAACCUGUGAGCUUCGAGAGCCAGUGCUGUCAGCAGAAAUCGCCACGAAGAUGGCCCGGUUCCAUGGCAUGGAGAUGCCGUUCACUAAGGAGCCCCACUGGCUGUUUGGGACCAUGGAACGGUACCUAAAGCAGAUCCAGGACCUGCCCCCGACUGGCCUCCCCCAGAUGAACCUGCUGGAGACAUACAGCCUGAAGGAUGAGAUGGGCAACCUCAGGAAAUUGUUAGACUCUACCCCAUCACCUGUGGUUUUCUGUCACAAUGAUGUCCAGGAAGGGAACAUCUUGCUGCUCUCAGAGCCAGGAAACACUGACAGACUCAUGCUGGUCGACUUUGAGUACAGUAGUUACAACUACAGGGGCUUUGACAUUGGGAACCAUUUUUGUGAGUGGAUUUAUGAUUAUACUCACGAGGAGUGGCCUUUCUACAAAGCGCAGCCUGCAGACUACCCCACCCCGGGGCAGCAGCUCCAUUUUAUUCGCCAUUACCUGGCAGAGGUCAAGAAAGGUGAGACCAUCUCCCAAGAGGAGCAGAGGAAACUAGAAGAAGAUUUGCUGGUAGAGGCUAAUCGAUAUGCUCUGGCAUCCCAUUUCUUUUGGGGUCUCUGGUCUAUUCUCCAGGCGUCUAUGUCCACCAUAGAAUUCGGUUACUUGGAGUACGCCCAGUCUCGCUUCCAGUUCUACUUCCAGCAGAAAGGACAGCUGAGCGUCUUCCCCUCAUCCUGACUCUCCAGCCCCCAACUCAGAUUGCUCCAGGAGCCUCCAGGGCGGGACCUUGGAGGGAGGCUCUGGGGACUGGGCUGAGCCCUGGAGUGAGCCUGGGCCUGAGGAUGCCGACCUCUCUCCACAGCAGGCAGAUGGUGGGAGAGAGCCCCUGGCUGUGUACCUUGAGACAAUAAACAAGCUUCUUCCUUCA
Messenger RNA from Lutra lutra (Eurasian river otter), 1483 nucleotides. RefSeq names its product choline kinase beta (gene CHKB). Gene Ontology annotation, cellular component: cytoplasm. Bases 109 to 1293 code for a protein of 394 amino acids. NCBI's taxonomy places the organism in Eukaryota, Metazoa, Chordata, Mammalia, Carnivora, Mustelidae. The transcript is spliced from 11 exons. Gene Ontology annotation, biological process: CDP-choline pathway; phosphatidylethanolamine biosynthetic process. The record is from RefSeq and is a predicted model, not a curated record. Gene Ontology annotation, molecular function: ethanolamine kinase activity; choline kinase activity.